Messenger RNA from Acanthosepion pharaonis, 774 nucleotides. Lineage: Eukaryota; Metazoa; Mollusca; Cephalopoda; Sepiida; Sepiidae. The record is from the annotation of a GenBank genome assembly.
AUGCUAAUUAUCUAUCUAUCUAUCUAUCUAUCUAUCUAUCUAUCUAUCUAUCUAUCUAUCUAUCUAUCUAUCUAUCCUCUGCUAUGCACAUGGCUCCAGACAAGAUUAUUUGGCGUAGAAGAAGUCAUUUUACAUAAUUCCUUACAAGAGGCCAGGCUUCUCUCUUCUACGAAUAAUGACAACCAAAAGGGAAUUGCAAAUACUUGUAUACUGAAAACUUUUGGCUUACAUAUCUAUCUAUCUAUCUAUCUAUCUAUCUAUCUAUCUCUAUUUUCUUAUAAUAAUCAUUCUCUCUCCCUCUCUUUCUCUCUGCCUAUGCAUUAUCUAUCUAUCUAUCUAUCUAUCUAUUACGUUUUAUUAUCUAUUACAGUUUAUUAUCUAUCUAUCUAUUACACUACAUUGUUCUCCCUACUAAACCUGAUUGUUCGUACUUACCCUUUUUUAUCUAUCUAUCUAUCUAUCUAUCUAUCUAUCUAUCUAUCUAUCUAUCUAUCUAUCUAUCACGUUUUAUUAUCUAUUACAGUUUAUUAUCUAUCUAUCUAUCUAUCUAUCUAUCUAUCACGUUUUAUUAUCUAUUACAGUUUAUUAUCUAUCUAUCUAUCUAUCUAUCUAUCUAUCUAUCUAUCUAUCACGUUUUAUUAUCUGUUACAGUUUAUUAUCUAUCUAUCUAUCUAUCUAUCUAUCUAUCUAUCUAUCUAUCACGUUUUAUUAUCUGUUACAGUUUAUUAUCUAUCUAUCUAUCUAUCUAUCUAUCUAUCUAUCUAUCACAAAUGA